AUGUCUUCUCACAAGACUUUCAAAAUCAAGCGUUUCUUGGCCAAGAAGCAAAAGCAAAAUCGUCCCAUUCCACAGUGGAUUCAAAUGAAAACUGGUAACAAAAUCAGAUACAACUCCAAGAGGAGACACUGGAGACGAACCAAGCUUGGUCUGUAA
Molecule: messenger RNA, 156 nt
Organism: Perognathus longimembris pacificus (Pacific pocket mouse)
Lineage: Eukaryota; Metazoa; Chordata; Mammalia; Rodentia; Heteromyidae
Product: 60S ribosomal protein L39-like
Exons: 1
Coding region: 1-156 (51 amino acids)
Biological process (GO): translation
Cellular component (GO): ribosome; cytosolic large ribosomal subunit
Molecular function (GO): structural constituent of ribosome
Source: RefSeq, a predicted model, not a curated record